This is a messenger RNA of Pyricularia pennisetigena, 2169 nucleotides long. RefSeq lists its product as uncharacterized. The record is from RefSeq and is a predicted model, not a curated record. The transcript has a single exon. The coding region runs from base 1 to 2169 and encodes 722 amino acids. Lineage: Eukaryota; Fungi; Ascomycota; Sordariomycetes; Magnaporthales; Pyriculariaceae.
AUGGCUCCAGUCACACGCGCCAUAAAGUCUCGCCAGGAAGCUCUUGCCGAAAAGAAGAAGAAGAAGCCGGCUGCUAAGCGGCAGGCGUCUCGGAAGAAGGCCGAGAAGGGCCCCUUGGUCCAGGAGACGCCGGCAAAGAAGAAGACUGCUGGCAGCCAGAACAAAAGACCAACCGAGCCACCUGCUUCAAAAACAGCACCUGUCAAGCUCAAGUCUAAGCAGGCAGUCAAGGGGAAGCCGAGCACGAAGAAUCCCGCGGCAGCAAAAAAGCCCGGCGCCGAAACACCAACGGCAGGCCGACAGCCGGCCAAGCGCAAAGCCGCUGCCGAGCCUGCACCAAAUCAGAGUGCCCGGGGCAAGAGGAGGUCGGGUGACAUUGAGCAAGAAGGCAGGGAAUCCUCGACCUCGACGCGGGCCACUCCGAAGAAGCGUGCAAGACGCUCGGCAACGAGCAGCGGGGCGCUAGCCGAGUCUCGCUGGGCUAAACAAAACGAGAACGAUGAUGAGGUCGACGAUGAUAAUGACAGAGACGAGUCUGGGGCCAAUAACGUACCCAUGGCGGGGUUGCGACGCAUCAAGGACACCGUUGUGGAAGGAAUCAGGAGCACCAUACGCGGAAUCACUGUGGACGACAAGGAAGGAGAUGAGGAUGAGGAUGUUGCAGAGGACCAGGACGAGCCAGCAGAGUCCCUUGUAGGUGACUUUGAAGAUCUAAUCGUAGAGUUGGCCCCAAAGAAGCCCAACGAGAAAGUCGAGAUACCCAAAGCGGUCGAGGGUUUCGUCAGCAGAUCUUCAGAUGGCAGUGCGUUCGACUUUAACUUCCCAGUGCCCGAGUUCAAGCAAGGCGAAACGCUUCUGUGGGCUUUGAAGGAACACCCGACGACUGUCAAGGUUCAACUGCGCUUGGGUCAGCGGAACAACCAGCAGUCGGUAGAUUGCUUCCGGGUUGCGCUGAGCUUCCAAGACGAGCAUGAUGGGUUUGAUAACGAAACAUCCUUCUGUAACCCUGCAAAGGCAUGGUCACCGGACAAUGCAGGAGCUGAACUCGACAACUUUCUCACCCUGGCCCUGAGCCGGUACCUUCAUGUUGCGCUCCAUGACAGCACAGCUCGCGAGCCAUCCGACACCCUGGCCGAGGUUGGCGUUGUCGUGGAGAAGGUUCUUUGCGAGGUCUAUUGUGCAACCCACUGCGUCGUCUGCCAGAAGCCCCUCGGAACCCAUGUUUGGCGCCCCGUCGCCUGCUCGCCACGGUGCAACGAAACCAUGGCCACCUGGCCGCUGGAGCUUCUCAUGUCGCCGCUUCUUCUCGACCACCUGGUGCUUGACUUCCUACUAGGCUGUCUCAACUCCAUGAGGGAUGAACAAAUGGCCGACAUGAGCGCCAACCUCCCAGCCCCCGUCAGGAACAUCCGCGGCGCAUCCGUUCGCGCGGCCAUCAGCUCUUUCCCCAAGCUGGACGGCGAAUCGACAGCCUCGUCCAUCCAAGCUGCGGGUAGAGGCGCGGAAGACCGGCGAACCGCCAUGCUGUUCCUGUCAUUUGCUUUCCCAGGCUGUCUGGUGUCGGCAUCCAGGGCCGCGUGGGUAAAGUACAUAGCGCCCGAGAGCGUAGACAGCCGCAGCAUUCACCAGUUCGUGCUGCUCAACUCGACAGUCGCACGCCAGAUCAACUUCGACGCCGGGCAGACGCGAGGAGGAACGCCAGGGCAGGCGGCUUUCCACGGCACGCCGUCCAGAAACCUGCUGCCCAUCCUAGCAGAUGGCCUGCGGACUGUCUUUGGCGGUCGCAGUGGUAUCUUUUUCGGAUCGUCUUUCCAAAAAUCGGUGGGAUACCAGCCGAGGGACUUUAGCGCAUGGCCUUUGAGCGUCUUUACAGGAGCGCAACUGAUAUUCGGCCUGGAGAACCGUGGGCCGCCGCAGCCUGACGAUUGGUUCCAAAAUCCUUUCCUGGAGGGCAGAACCUUCAUAGAAUCAGAUCUUAUGAUGCGGAAUGUGUUUCUUUUCAAGGAAGGAAGUCAAGACAUCAAUAGAGUUAACCAUGUCCGCCCCUUCUUCAAACUCCAUUUCAAAACCGGUACACACACGCGCCAGGUUAUGGAGAGGACGUUCCGUCUUAUCAAGGAAACCCGUGUUGGUGAGGUCAAAGGUCCAGCUAAGCUGCUCAAUUGGUAG